AGGUUGCGGCAGCGGCUGCUGUAGUUCAGAAGAGCGAGGCCGAGGCCUGGGCCCAGCCCGGAGCCGCUGCCUGACCCGAGCCUCCUGGAGCCCCCGAGCCGGCUGAUCUUAGCGGCGGGCUCGGGCUCCGCCUGCCACCGCACGCAGGACCGAGGCUGCAUGCCGGAGGACCAGGCCCACGCAGCCAUGGAGGAAGCCUCUCCCUAUUCCUUGCUUGACAUCUGCUUGAGUUUCCUGACCACCAACCUCGAGAAGUUCUGCUCAGCACGCCAAGAUGGAACCCUGUGUCUGCAGGAGCCUGGGGUGUUCCCACAGGAGGUGGCUGACCGGCUUCUUCAGACUAUAGCAUUCCACGGUCUCCUGAAUGAUGGAACUGUGGGAAUUUUCAGAGGUAACCAGAUGCGCCUAAAGCGAGCUUGCAUUCGCAAAGCAAAGAUUUCCGCUGUUGCUUUCCGGAAAGCCUUUUGCCACCACAAGCUAGUAGAACUUGAUGCCACGGGUGUGAAUGCUGACAUCACUAUCACAGACAUCAUAAGUGGCCUUGGCAGUAACAAGUGGAUCCAGCAAAAUCUUCAGUGCUUAGUACUAAACUCAUUAACUCUGUCCCUCGAGGAUCCAUAUGAGCGGUGCUUCAGCCGGCUCUCUGGUCUUCGAGCUCUGAGCAUCACUAAUGUGCUCUUUUACAAUGAAGAUCUGGCUGAAGUUGCUUCGCUGCCUAGACUGGAGAGCCUGGAUAUUUCUAACACCUCAAUCACAGAUAUCACUGCCCUGCUGGCCUGCAAAGACAGACUCAAGUCUCUCACCAUGCACCAUCUGAAAUGUUUAAAAAUGACUACUACCCAGAUCCUGGAUGUCGUUCGGGAGCUAAAACAUCUGAACCAUCUUGACAUCUCAGAUGAUAAACAGUUCACGUCAGACAUAGCCCUUCGAUUGUUAGAGCAAAAGGACAUCUUGCCCAAUCUUGUGUCCCUGGAUGUUUCAGGGAGAAAGCAUGUGACAGACAAAGCUGUCGAAGCCUUUAUACAGCAGCGGCCUAGCAUGCAGUUCGUAGGGUUGCUGGCUACAGAUGCUGGAUACUCUGAAUUCCUUAUGGGCAAAGGACACUUGAAGGUCUCUGGAGAAGCCAACGAAACCCAGAUUGCAGAGGCGCUGAGGCGGUACAGCGAGCGGGCGUUUUUCGUUAGGGAGGCUUUGUUUCAUCUCUUUAGCCUGACUCAUGUGAUGGAGAAAACGAAGCCAGACAUUUUAAAGCUUGUGGUUACUGGGAUGAGAAACCACCCAAUGAAUUUGCCCGUGCAGCUGGCUGCAAGUGCCUGUGUGUUUAACUUAACUAAGCAGGACCUUGCUUUAGGCAUGCCUGUCCGGCUCCUCGCUGAUGUGACCCAUUUGCUGCUCAAGGCCAUGGAACAUUUUCCUAAUCACCAACAGUUACAGAAGAAUUGCCUCCUCUCACUUUGCAGUGACCGGAUUCUUCAAGAUGUUCCAUUUAAUAGGUUUGAAGCAGCCAAGCUUGUCAUGCAGUGGCUUUGCAACCACGAAGAUCAGAACAUGCAACGCAUGGCCGUGGCUAUCAUUUCCAUCCUGGCCGCCAAGCUCUCUACAGAACAAACUGCACAGCUUGGUGCUGAGCUCUUCAUUGUCAGGCAACUUCUUCAAAUAGUGAAGCAGAAAACUAAUCAGAAUUCCGUGGACACUACGUUGAAGUUUACUUUGAGUGCACUUUGGAACCUCACAGAUGAGUCCCCAACCACGUGCAGACACUUCAUUGAAAACCAAGGGCUGGAGCUCUUCAUGAGGGUUCUAGAGUCUUUCCCAACUGAGUCAUCCAUUCAACAAAAGGUUCUAGGACUUUUGAACAACAUAGCUGAAGUACAAGAGCUGCAUUCUGAACUAAUGUGGAAGGAUUUUAUAGACCACAUCAGCAGUCUCCUACACAGUGUUGAAGUAGAAGUCAGUUACUUCGCAGCUGGAAUUAUCGCCCAUUUAAUAUCCAGAGGUGAACAAGCAUGGACCUUGAGCCGAAGCCAGAGGAAUUCUCUUCUUGAUGAUUUGCAUUCAGCUAUUUUGAAAUGGCCAACUCCAGAGUGUGAGAUGGUAGCAUACAGGUCCUUUAAUCCAUUCUUUCCACUACUUGGCUGUUUUACGACUCCUGGAGUCCAGCUGUGGGCAGUUUGGGCCAUGCAGCACGUCUGCAGCAAGAAUCCUUCAAGGUAUUGCAGCAUGCUGAUUGAAGAAGGAGGACUGCAGCAUUUGUAUAACAUCAAAGAACACGAGCAGACAGAUCCCUAUGUCCAGCAGAUUGCUGUGGCCAUUCUGGACAGUUUAGAGAAACACAUUGUGCGCCAUGGAAGGCCCCCUCCCUGUAAAAAGCAGCCCCAGGCCCGGCUGAAUUGAUAGCCAUAGAUAGUUGUGUAACGAACAGACAACGGGAAGCAUUUUUGUGGUUGGUUCCUUUGGAUUAGCGUGCUCUCUGGUGUUUGGGGCGGGGUGGGGGGUGUCUGUGGUAAGAGUCCUGUGAUCCAUUUGGAAUUGGUAAUGUACAGUACUGCCCAUGUGAACAGUCUGAUUUGUUUUGUGAUUUUUAACUUAUGAGGCAAGAAAGGUCUUCCUUCAAUAUUGUCUCUUAGGGAAUCUCUCUCUCAGUGUUUGAACUUAACUUGUGCUUGAAAUUCUACAGUUUCACGGUAAGCUGCACGCACUCUUCCGCAGGCUUCCUUGCAGGUGAGCAAGGCUGCUGACUUGACUUCAGCUCCACCUCGAUGUAAUUUUAUAUUGCUCUGUAAAAAUGCACCCAUUCUCUGUUGCCUUCCCAUGAUGCCCUUCUUUGUGUGAUGAAAGCUGUUGUGUUUCUAGAAGCUUCUUGCUGUCAGGAGCCUGAGUAGCAAUCAAAGGAACAUAAAAGAAAGACCGUGAAAGGACCGAGUUGAAGGGAAUUAGAAAUUGCUUUUGUGGUAGAGCUCUGAAAAUGGAAAAGGCUCUCCUGGUGUCCCUCUGCUACUUACUCAGUGGAAUAGAGUUAAGUUGCUUAGUUAAAAUACAAUUGACAGAAAAUUUGUUGCAAAAAUUUAAACUUGAGUUGGGGUGUGGCUCAGUGGUAGAGUAUGUUCUUGGAAUGUAGGAAUUGAAUACCCAGCACCACACACAACAAAAAGUUGAAUGUUUCUUCUGUUCAAAUAUGUGUAUCUGUCAGGCAUAAAUGGCUCAUGCCUGCAAUCUCAACACUCAGGAAACUGAGCAGGAGUAGUGCUGUGAGUUUGAGGCCAGCCUGGGUUAGAGUGACAUGUAGUGGAUCCUCAUUAUGUGUUCAUGUUAGAAAAAGCUCAAGAGAAGAGUGGGCUACUGCUGCGGCUGCGGCUGGAUGGCUACCUGUGGAGUCGGCUGAAUAAAAGGAAAUGGUUUUGAUCGGUUAGUUUUUAGGCAGUUGCCUUUCCUAUAAGAUAAUUGAUAUAUGAAGAAUCAGUUAUCAUCCUAUGAACCCGGGAGGCAGCAAGUUAGCAACAAACUUAAAUUCCACUAUAAUUUUAAGUUGGGAAUAAUUCAGAUUUAUAAUCCAGUAAUAGCAAGGAUGAGACAGAAGGAACUACAGUUGGAGACCACAGAGUUGCAAGCCAGCCUGGGCUACAUGGGAAAGACCCUUUCUCACGAAACAAAACAAAUAUUUUAAGGGGGUCUUGGUGGCACUUGCCCUUAAUUCAAAACACUAAGGAACAGGUGGCUUUCAGGGCCAGCAUGGACUAGACAGCAAGAGCCCAUCUCAAAACAAACCAGGAUGCUCACAUCUUGUUUUGUAAAUAGGUUUAAUCUGAAAUCUCUUCUGACCACAUUCAUACAUGUCUCAAAUGUUUUCCGUAGUUUUAAAGUAAGUCAGGAAUGUUUCAGUUUAGAAAGGAGCUAGAUUAAGCUGUGCAUCUGAGUGUGCACCUGUACCCUAGUGCAUAGAAGACAAAGGUGAGAGGAAUAUGAGUUCUGAACCAGCCUGGACUAUAAAGAGUGACCAGCAAGCUUAUUGCUAGUAUGCUUUUACCAUGUCUGACUCAUGUUUCAUACUACUGUCACACUCCUUGGACUUGAAUGUUUCAGGCUUCCUUUAUAAGGACAAAUACUGAAUCAAACUGAAAGAAAACAGACACAUAGAAUUAUCAAAAAGCCAUAUAAAACUAUGGUUUAUUUCUUACUUCAUUGGUUCAAGGAAUUUUAAGAGCUAUACGAUACAUUUUUACCCAAGAUGGUUGCUCAGAUUCACCACUGGAGACAAGAUUGCCAUUCUGAGACUAGCCUGGGCUACCUAGUGAUGCUUGUCUCAGCAGCCUCCAUCUCAAAAGAUGUCUUUUUCAUAGUUAAACACAUUUGGAAAAAAGAAAAUUCUUUCAAAGGAGUAGUUUUUGCUUUUUGUUGACAUUUCCCCCUCAAUUUUAACGUCUAAGACAAAGUUCUGAUAAUAUGAUGUAGUCUACAAUAACUAGCAAGCUUGUGGUGUUGAUUUGCCAAGCUUACAAAGUACACUUGUGAAAUAGUUGAGAACUUUGGCUCCAAGUGUCAUGACCAAAGUACAUGUGCUAUAGGCUAUUGCUAACCUUUUACAAAGUUUCAGAAAAAUAAGUCAGGUGUGGUAGAGUUCACCUGUAAUCCCAGUAUUAGCAGCUGCGUAGCAAAUUCAGAACCAACGUUUGGUUACCUGAUAUCCUAUCUGGAGAAGCAGAACCAGACAGAAAUGGUCAAAAGGUCUACAGAGUGAUUGAGAAUAACCUGAUACAUGAAGGCUCAAAACCAAUUCAAUUUAUAUUCUCCAGGCCAGUCAGGGCUAGAUUGCCCCAAAACAAACAAACAAACAAAACUUAAAAACAAAAGCCCACAAACUCAAAGUGACAGAUUGUAUCCCAAGUAAAUCAAGCUAUUAGUGCCCGUGUUUUAUUUUUGUUUUUGAGUCUCACCAUGUGUAGACCCAAGGCUGUAGUCUAUAUUGAUCUCAUUCAGUUGACAUUCCUGAGUGAGUGGUAGGAUUCCACACAUGUGCUACCAUGUCUGGCUAAGGGAUAGCUCUUGCUUUGUUUUGUUUGUUUUUGUUUUUCCAGACAGGGUUUUUCUGUGUAGUCCUGGCUGUCCUAGAACUCCCUCUGUAAACUAGGCUGGCCUCAAACUCAGAGCUUCCAGAGUGCUGGGAUUAAAGCUAAAAUGUAGUAAAUACAUAUGUGUAUUUAUAAAUUACGAAUGUCCAGCCAGCUUCUACAGGCCUCCCAUUUGUAAUUGGUUGGUACUUCCAAAGCCACUGGCCUAGUGGUGUGCUUUCAGGCAUAGUUUAGACUGACCUGAAUGGCCUUGUUGAACUAACUCAUCAGUAUGCUCAGACACCAGCCAUAGGGUCAGGAGUAGCAAGACUUGGAUCUGCUGGAAGAAACACAUGCACAAGGACCCAGGUUCAGUUCCUGCCAGAGAGGAAACAGAAUUAUGAGACUUUGUAAGACUGGAGUCGAAUAAAGCAAAAUAUAGAUAUCAAAGCAUCUGGGUUUUGUGUACUGAAUAUGUUUUUGCCAUGGUCUCUGUACUCUGAAGUUUGUUUUCCUUCUGGGUUGAGAGUGCAACUCAGCUCAGUACUGGAGGGAAGCACACCGAUUUCAACUCCUACUAUCAGAAAAGGAAAAGAUGAUAUUUAAUGUUUUCUUUUUUAAGUUAUCAAUAAAACCAUAAAUCAAGAAUAGGGGCUGGGCGGUGGUGGCACACACCUUUAAUUCCAGCACUUGGGAGGCAGAGGCAGCUAUAUAUCUCUGUGAGUUCAAGGUCUGGUCUACAUAGCUCUAGGAAGCCAGGGCUAUAUAGAGAGACCUUGUCUCCAAAACAAAACAACACCAAUCAUAAAAAUCCAUUUAAUAAAGUUCUCUUACUAAUGAGUCCUUUUAGGCUGGUCUCUGGUCAAUUUUUGACUUUUUUCCUUUGUCUCAUGGAAUCAGAGCUAGCUUAAAACUCUCAACCAUCCUGCCUACGUCCCUCAGCACACCCCUUGCUUAGCUUUUUAGUCCCUUCGUUGUGGUGGUUUGAAAUUACAGGUGUGUUAGGAUAAUACUGGUUUGUCUUUGAUGCUCUUUGACCAUAGGUUCCCCCCUUGGUACGUGCUGAUGAAAACAUUUAAUGUGCCAAAUUGGGAUAAAUUAAGGAACAGUAAAUUUGGCUCAGUUUUUGGUUGUUUGACUUUGUUCUGUGAGACAGGCUCUUUUGUAGCCCAAGCUGGUCUCAAGCUCACUGUGUAUCUGAGGAUGACUUGCUACUCUGCCUGCCUCCCCAGGCCAUGCUGGGAUCACAGUCAUGGCCACUAUCCCCAGAUACUUUUUGCCUUUUUUGAGAUAGGAUCUUGAUAUAUAUUCCAUGCUGGCCUUAGACCUCUGAGUGCUGAGAUUAUGGGAAUGCACUAAGCCAGGUUUGCUCCAUGUUUCAAAAUGCAUCCUCCUCCUCCCCCAAGCUCAGAACAAUAUAUAACCAUAUUCAAAGUUGAAAAUAGGAGAAGAGGGGACAGAAAUGAGCCAUUUUGUAAUGGUAACCUGCAAUCUGUCUCCUCUCCAAUGGCACAUUUUUAUCAGUUGGUUACUGUGGGACUUUAAUUGGGUUUUAAACAGUGUUAAUAAGCUAAAGGCAUAGAUUAAGUGCCUUCUCUUAGCUGAUGUGGGCUCCUCCAGUUCUACCUACAUACUUAUGUUGAGAGAGUGUUUGGGUCAGAUCUGCUCUGAGACUGCUUCCCAAGAGGUUUGCAAACUGUUUUCCUUCAUAAACCCUGUGUAGUGACUUCAGAUGACCUCGUUUAUCUCAUGGAUAUUGGAUGUUUAGUCCUUGUCAUUUGCUAUGUGUUGACACAGUUUUAAUUUUCAGUGUUUACUCAAAAGUUUUCAUUUUAGUAAUGAUGCAAACCCCACCAGUGAUAGGAAUAAGAGUAUGGUAGAGAAGUUUGCAUUGGUUUUUAGGCUCAUCACGGCGUGUGUUCCCUAGGAUCUCAUGGACUUUGCAUGAUGUGGCACACUAUGGCAAAUGCAGUUGUUUGUUUCCAAGACUUAACCCAAGACACUGAUGACUAAUAGCCUAAGAAAAAGAACUUUCUCCCGCCUUUCCACUGAUCUACUUUUUAAAAAAAUUAAUUAUGCAAAACUGAAUGCAGUUUCUUACUACUGUGCUGACAGGGUGCCUCUUUAGGACACAGCCUAGCUGACAGAUCAGUGACAAGUAAAAAUAUGCCAGCAGUUUAGUAGCUUAUGCUUGUGACCCUAAUGUGCCAGUAGUGGGCCAGGGAGGCCCUGACUUCUACACCAUCUUGGGCUACACCCCUACAUUCCCAGAUACAGGGGCGACUGAAGCAGGAGGCUCAUUUGAGGACUUAAGUAAGUCACAAGUUUAAAAUGAGACUGGGCAACAUAAUAUGAUCCAGCCUCAAGAAUAUAAUUGUAGCUGAGUGUGCUGGUGCAAGGUUGAAUUUCAGCACUCAGGAGGCAGAGGCAGAAGCAGAAGCAGGCAGACCUCUCGAGUUAAAGGCCAGCCUGGUCUACAGAGUGAGUUCUAGGACAGCCUGGGCUGCACAGAGAAGCCCUGUCUUGGUGGUUAGGGGGAAAUAUAUAUAGCUUUUUAAAAUUUGUCAAAAUUAUUUUGUGGCAAAUCAGAAAUCUACUUCAUUAAUGGUAAACACUUGACUUUGAAUUUACUUUAUGGAAAAAAAUUGAGUUAAGUUUUUUUUGUUCGUUCAUUAUUGAGUCAGAGUAAGACUCAAGUGUAUGAGUCAAAUGUGUGUCGCUCUUGCUGUCUUAGCACUUGCUAUGUAGACCAGCCCUGCCUCUGCCUCCCGAAUGCUGGGAUUAAAGGCACAUGCUAAUACACCAGGCUCUUUUAGCCUUAUUUUAAUCAACUUUAGAGCAAGAUAUUCUUUAAUUAAUGAAAAGUUAAGACACUUUCAUAAAGGGAAGUCUUUUAUAGCAUUUUUUUCCUCAAAAAAAAAAAAAAUCAAUGUUACAUGAAGAUUUGAAUUCUCAGAUAAUAUGUAGACACGUUUUUUUAGUCACUGACUUGUGGGCCAGUGAGAUGGCUCAGUAGGUAAAGGUGCUUGCUGCCAAGCCCGAGUUCAAUUCCCUAUGGUGGAAGGAGAGAACUGAGUCUCACAAGUUGUCCUCUAUCUCCAUGUGUGCAUCAUGUACACUCAUGCUCCAUAUUAAAUAGAUAAGUAAAUAUACCAAACUUAAUCAACGUUUAACAUCUCCAUUCAGAGGCAGAGAGCAGAAGGAUUGUGAGUUGGGAGGCCGGCUUGAGCUACUGAAUGAGGUCCAGGCCAUCUUGGGCUACAUAAAAGAUCAUGUCUGAAAAAUCCAAAAAAAAGUAACUAAAUUAGUGACGAAAUCUCCGUUGUUUAGGAUUCCUCUGUGAAAGACUGGACUUAUGAUUAUGAGAAGCUGUCUUUUGCUUGAAUUCUCAUGGGAUUUAACUCUUUCCAAGAAAUGCAAAACCCAUCAGAAAGUUGAAUGUGUGUGCAUUUCAGAUACAAUUCUGGAUUGUCUGGGCUGAAGGUAUUCCAGUUAUGGCCUGGUAAACAGGAGUAUUCUGCACGUAAAUCAUGCUGUAUAUUCAGAUGGAACAUCACUUAAGUAUUAAUGUUGUAUGUACAGAUUGAGAUUUUUUUUUGCCUAAAUAAAUGUUACAAAUUUUAUGUAAAGUGUGGUCUACUUUCACGUCAGAUACUUUGAAAUUUAGUUUUAAGUCAAGCUCCAUAUUCCUUAGUAAAUCCAUUGUACUUUCAGAAAUCUACAAAAGUCUGUCUACUAGAGCAUCAUUCCUGUUAUGCUAGAACCAGGCUUGCCAGUCAGUACACACUGUAACUCCAGUACUGAAACAAGAGGCUCAAAUCCAAAGCCGGCCUGUGUGAUGUAGUGGUACCUCUUUCCAUCUCAAAAAAAAAAAAAAAAGUCUACAUUCAUCACCCAAUGGUAGAAGGAUUAUCAGACAUGCUCUAAGACCUUUUAGGGAAUUUAAUUUUAAUGGAGAGAAAUAAAUAAUAGUAUUCAACAAUGUUCCACAAUAGUCCACAGUGCUUAUUACAGGGAUCAAAGACCACACAAGUCCAGUUAGUCCAAAAAGAAUUCCUGCUGGAUGAUGGUACACACCUUUAAUCCCAGCACUUCAGAGGCAGAGGCAGGCAAACCUCUAAGUUCGAGACCAGCCUCUUCUACAAAUCAGGUUCAGAGACAACCAGGGCUAGCUAUUGAAACCCUACUUUGAAAGAACUUUAAGCCGGGCGUGGUGGCGCACGCCUUUAAUCCCAGCACUCGGGAGGCAGAGGCAGGCGGAUUUCUGGGUUCGAGGCCAGCCUGGUCUACAGAGUGAGUUCCAGGACAGCCAGAGCUACACAGAGAAACCCUGUCUUGAAAAAAAAAGUUUUAAUAUGCAUCCUGGGCCUUUCUACAUGUGUGUGGAAGGGAAUGCUUUAUUCAGUCUGAUGCAUCCACUACUUCAGGCUAUCGGCUCUGAGGGUGUACAGAGAGCCAGAGGAGAGAAGACACUGGGGGCCUGGAGCUGGGUACCAGGGCUACUACUGCCUUCCACUGUGAGACCAAGCAGUUUGAGAAUUCAAAGUUCUUAGCUGACUGUCCUGCUCAUUAUGGGCCAACAUUUGUGACAACUGUAGGAAAGAACACAACAGUUUCUUAGCUUCAUGUUCAGCUUUGCUGUAGACCCCAUAAAUGUUGGAGGGGAGCUAUUUUGAUUUAUCCAGGCAUAAAGCUUUCUUUUGUACACACAGCUCAUAUGCUCAUUAAAAUCGAGACUUGAAAAAGAAUUGUCACUAAAUCAAGAAAAAAAAAAAAAGAAAGAAAAAAAAAGUUUUUUAUACCAGGUAGUGGUGGUGCAUGCCUAUAAUCCCAGUACUAAGGUAGAGACAGGCACAUCUCUUUGAGUUUGAGACCAGCCUGGUCUACAGAACUAGUUCCUUCCGGGACAGCCAAGACUACACAAAGAAACUGUCUCAGGAGUCUUACUAAGUUGUCCAAUUUGGCUUUGAACUCACUCUACUCAAGACAGGCCCUGAACUUGUAAUUCCCUCUUCCUCAGCUUCCCAAGUAGCUGGGACAAGUAGGCCUGCACCCAGGACAAGCCAAAGAAUCCACUGAAUUAUUAAAGCAUGUUCAUUAUAGAUGAUGCGGAUAUAGCUCGGUUGAUAAAAAGUAUUUGCUUAUGUACAAGAAAUCCUUGGUUGGUGGGCUGGUGUGACUGCUUAGCAUGUAAAGGCAUUUGCCUUUAAGCCUGAGUUUGAUGAGCAGAACCUAUUCAGUAGAAGGGGAAAAUUAAUUUUUAAAAAUGGGGACUUCCACUACACACACACACACACACACACACACACAAUGUUUAAAAAAUAGUCCGGGUCUGACCUCUUGUACUAUGUAAAACUGUUUCUGGCUAGAGAGAGAAAUAACUCGACAGUUAAGAAUGUGUACUUGGGGCUGGAGAGAUGGCUCAGUGGUUAAGAGCACCGACUGUUCUUCUAAAGGUCAUGAGUUCAAAUCCCAGCAACUACAUGGUGGCUCACAACCAUCUGUAAUGGGAUCUGAUGUCCUCUUCUGGUGUGUCUGAAAACAGCUACAGUGUAUUUACAUAUAAUAAGUAAAUAAAUCUUUUAAAAAAAUGUUUAAAAAAA
Messenger RNA from Mus musculus (house mouse), 10648 nucleotides. It is a transcript of the gene Zyg11b, whose product is annotated as zyg-ll family member B, cell cycle regulator. The record is from RefSeq and is marked validated. NCBI's taxonomy places the organism in Eukaryota, Metazoa, Chordata, Mammalia, Rodentia, Muridae. The transcript has 14 exons. Gene Ontology annotation, biological process: protein quality control for misfolded or incompletely synthesized proteins; positive regulation of proteasomal ubiquitin-dependent protein catabolic process. The coding region runs from base 160 to 2394 and encodes 744 amino acids. Gene Ontology annotation, cellular component: Cul2-RING ubiquitin ligase complex.